CCUUCCAGUAGUACAUUCGCUGCCUUCUAGGGUAGACACAUUGCUCGUUUUUCUCGGAUACGGGGCUUCUCGUCGCUGUGUAUGUUACAUAGAAUCGGCGAGAUUCGUCCACCCUCGGGGAUAUCGUGUUUCUUCGGCUAAUCGAGUGUGGACAGCGACGGAUUCAUCCUCUAAACCGCCCUCUCGACCGGCUGCCUGCUGCGCCAUAAACACCAGACAAUAUGAGGUUCAACGAUCAGAUGAUGAUCUGCAAUUUGAUGCAUCAGAAUGGACUGCAGAACAAUAAUCAGCCUCAGUACUCGCCGGAGAUAAAUCAAAACGAGAACAACAGCGCGACGAUCGAUGACGAGGACGAUAAUAAGCUGCAACAGCAGCAGGACGUGAGCAACGAGGAGUUUCGUCUCGGCCAGGACACCGGUGUUUACUCGUCUCUCGCUCUGACGCGCAACAACAAAAACAACAUAUUCAUCGAUCACAACAUCAAUCUCGACAACAGCUACAAUCUCAGCAGCUCCGCCGAGGAUCUGACCGAUUGCGAGCCCUACUUCGUAGCCAGGUCUCCCCACCCUUCGGAAGACGAGGAGGAGGAGGACGACGACGACGACGACGACGAGCCGGACGAGGACAACUCCGAGUGGUCCGAGUACUCCGAGGACGGGAAUCUACCCCAGGGCUGUCGCGGCAUCGUCAAUCCCAACUAUCCGGGCUUCCAGCACUUGGCCCCGUCGCUGCUGUCCGACACGGACGACACGACGACCGACGACGAGCGCAGCGACCUCGACGACGAGUACGAGGACGAGUACAACAACAACAGCAGCAACGCGCGCGACACCCAGGGCAACGUGAUCAAUCGGCUGGACCUGCUGUCGCUGAGCAACGCCGAGGAGCGCCGCCGCCAGAUCUACCAGCAGACGACCUUCAACAUUCACGAGAGCGUCGGGGCGCUGAUCGAGUGCAUGAACAAGGCCGAGUUCCGCCAGGAGCAGGACGUCGUCGAGGUCCAGCAGCUCAGCACCAAGACGAUGCAGUUCCCCCAGAUCGAGGAGAUCGAGUCCAAGAACAGCAGCGAGGCCGAGGAAGAGGCCGCCCCGUCACUGCCCCCUCUCAACAACAUCAACGUCAACGUCAACGUCAACGUCAACAACAACAGCAGCAACAAACGACACGACGACUCGAUGGAUCUGAUUCGCGAGGCCAGGUCGCUGGAGAAUUUGCAGCAGCAGCCCGGUCUCACCGAGCUCCAGCCGGAAGUGAAAAAGCUCGACCAGAUCGAUCUGCUGGCCGGACUGAGGGCCGACGACGACUGCGAGAUCAGCGCGAGGCAACUGUCCGUGCCCGACGUGGUCGUCGAGAUCGACAACAUGAAGAACGAGGAAAAGAAUCAGAUGAAACACCGACAGCAGCAGCAGCAGCAGCAAAGCAGGAUAGAGAAUGAGUCUUACGACGUUUACAGCACGGAGACGGCGAUGCCGAAAAUCGACAUGGACGUUAUCGAAUCGCACCUCAAGGCCGCCAGAGACGCGGAACGCCGAAGACGCACCAGCCGCGAGGAGAUCCGUCGUCGAGUGGCCAUGGGCCCGGACACGGACGAGGCACGCAGCGCCCAGGGCCGCAAACCCAGCCUACAGUCGCGACUGCUCAACGGCAUGCAGAUGCAGAUCUGCUUCAUGAACGAGAACUCCUCGGACAACGAGUCGUUGGCGGGUCUGGAGUUCAGCGACGAUGCCUCGAGGCCUGCGUCGGUCGCCUCCUCGUCGACCUCGACACCGGCCAAACGCCAGCAGCAGCAGACACCGAAGCCCCAGCCCCAGCCACAGCAACAGCCACCCGUACAGAGGCCGCAACUGCUCGAGAUUCCGCCGCUGAGGCCGGCGCUGCUGCCUCAGGAGUACACGAAGCCCCUCGACGAGGCGGACUUCUUCGCUCGUCAGGCACGCCUGCGCAUGGAGGCCCGCUUGGCCCUGGCUCAAGCCAAGGACCUGGCGCACAUGCACAUGGAGCUCGAGAGACAGAAGAUGAAGUGCUUGCCCAUCACCGAGAUGGUCAGGGCCAGUCUCGACAAGAUCAACGUGCAGCUGGGCGAGGAUCGUCGUCGUCUCACCCGCACGCUGCUCACCGAUCUGAACGUCAAGCAGCUCGAAGUGCUCGCCGAUGACCUUCAUGCGCGCAUCGCCGGCCUCAACGAGGCUCUGGUCGAGGGCCUCAUGCUGCGCGACGAGUUACUCAUGGAACAGGACUCGAUGCUCGUCGACGUCGAGGACUUGACCCGUUAUCUUGGUGCCAAGCAGGAGCUCCUUGAGCGCAAAAUGCAGCUGCAGCAGCAAAAAAUACAACAGCAGCCUGUAAAGUCGCAGCAACAGCAACAAAAUAGUAAGAGAAAAUUGAUAGCCAUCAAUAGACCGACCAAAUUGAUGAUUGGACGUCAGAUGGUUGCUAAUUUGGUACGCAAGUAGUAUACGAGAUGCAAGACGCGCCUGAGAAUUGACACUCGUGAUUUGAUGCGAGCAACGGGAUAAGUGAGCCACAUCUCAUUUUCUCUUUUUUCUUCUUUUCUUUCUUUCCCUUUUUUGUUACAUACCAAUGGCUCGCUGGUGUCAAUUUAUAUUGGAUAUAUUUAUUGGAAGAAAUGAACGUCAAACUUUUGAAAGCCAUCAAAUGAGAUUGCUAUUGUUUGUUUUAGUUUUUUAACGAAAAAUUGUAUUUACGUUAUGGUAGAUAGAAAAAAUUGUUAAGUUUUAAUAUGACUUAUUACAUGACAUAAAGCCAAAGAUAUUAUCUGUAAAUAAUAUUUUUUUUUUAUAUUCGCGAUUUUUUAAAUAGUUAUAUUUCACAUUUGUAUCACUCAGUUACUUGUCGACGUAACUUUCACACCUUCUCAAGUGGUUUACUCAUUCAUCUAAAAUGAAAACUGUCAAAUUACUGAAUCAACUGCUGCGCAGCUUAUAAGCAAUUAUCAACUGUAAUCUGAUAGGCACUGUUCCCUGUAAACUUUAACAAUGGUACGUCAUAAUCGAGAAUCAUAAACAGGACGUUUUAUUUGAAAAAAGGCGCAAUAUUAUUCUUCACAAAGUAAUACACAUCAUCUCAGUAAUAAAUAUGUAUUACAACUCUGCAGUAUAUUUCAAUGCCCGAGACAAAAACUAGCCUACUUCGAAAAUUUCUCAAAUUUAGUCAGUCUCAGAUUGUUGUAGAUAUUUCGAAUUUCGCCUAAAUAUGGGAAAUAUUUUGCUUUUCUGUGGAAAGUACAAUAUGUACUCUAUGCUAAUUGAAAUUCGAAAACCCUACUAUUUGCCAGUUUUCGUCUCGGGGGUCGAUUUGUAAUCUCAACGUUCAAUUAAGACUUUAAUUAGUAGAAACCUUGCUGCUCGCAAAAAUAUUUAAAAUACAAGAGCAGAAACCGAGUGCCGAUUCGUAGCGUUUGAAAAUAAAAAGAUCGACUGCUUUUUAUACUUAGCAUAUUUAAACGAACGAGUCGUUUGCACAAUAACUCGAGAGUAGAUGUAUUGAUGAUAAAAAAACGACCAAUUUUAUUGACUUUAGUUCGAGUUUGACGAAAAAAUCAAAAAUACAGUAUUCGGCUCUCGGUUGACUGCAGAAACAUGAUGAUUUUGUUUUUAUUUACUCACAAGUGCGCUUAAAAAUUCAUCAACUAUAGUUUUUUAUUAUUUCGUUUUGUCUGAAGAGAUGAAGGCCGAACGCUCAUAAUCCAGUUGAAUAAAACCCAACUACCAAACCCGUCCUUUUUUCAUUCUUUCGCAGCAAGAAGAAAAAUAAAUGACGAUUUCAUAUGUUGUCUAUAAAAUAGCAAAAAACAAUAUUGAAUCAUUAUUACCAAUAAUGUUAAUACUUAUACAUGUAUUGUGAAAUUUCGAAUUUGAAAUAAAUGUCAACAAUUAACCUUGGUCUUCGCUAUGUAUUACAAAAAAUGUAGAGAUACAACUUUAUGAAGGUUAAUAAAAGAAGAAAAUAAACUAGAAAAUUAUCUACAAAAUAGUUUAAUCAUAUAAUAAUGAUAAUAAUAGUAAUUAUCAAU
Trichogramma pretiosum is the source of this 4033-nucleotide messenger RNA. RefSeq names its product histone-lysine N-methyltransferase, H3 lysine-79 specific (gene Schip1). Bases 222 to 2453 code for a protein of 743 amino acids. The transcript has 7 exons. Gene Ontology annotation, biological process: positive regulation of hippo signaling. The record is from RefSeq and is a predicted model, not a curated record. Gene Ontology annotation, cellular component: plasma membrane; cell junction. NCBI's taxonomy places the organism in Eukaryota, Metazoa, Arthropoda, Insecta, Hymenoptera, Trichogrammatidae.